AUGGCGCAUGUGCGUUUGGCGGGCGCAGCGGCUGUUGAGGCCUCACCGUCGGCAUCGCGUUUUCUUCCUGUGAACAGAGUGCCGCUGAAAUUGGCACUUGCCUCUCGCUUGGGGUUAGUUUUCUUGGUAUUGCUCGUGAGCACGGCGGGGUUAUCUGGUUGUCCGUCUUCCUUUGUGAUCCAAGCGAUGGCGUUGGAGGCAAAGGCCUCGGAGUGUAUUGAAGAAGGCGGGAGUCAGACAACGUGCACCUGCAAUUCGAUGGAGCAAGGAGAUCCAAAGGAGCUUCAGGCAACACUGUCGGCAACGAAAUCUGCGCUGCAGUUGGUGUGUCAGAAUGAUCUGAAAUGUGCACCAGAAGAACUGACCGAGAAACAGGUUUGUCCAGAAAACACGCCAGACCUGAAGGACUGCAAACGAAAUGGGCAGACGACUCAAUGUGUCAGUGUCACGACCCUACUCACCGGCAACGCCGAGGAAGUCAAAUGGGUACAGGUCACAGAUCAGGCAAACACGGUCAAGAAGAUGACUAUUCCCAAGGAGAAUCUCCCCUACACCGACAAAAAGUUCAUUGUGGGUUGCCUAGACCAAAAUAAAAAGAACACCAAAUGCAAGUUGACAGUGACGCUUGAGGCGAGAGAAAGUGUGACUGAAAACCAGACAGUCACAUGUGCGUACGGAAAGACCAGCAAUCCAACACACCAAACCGUCACGUUAAGCCCCUCUCAAAACAGCUUCACUCUGGUGUGCGGAAGCGAAGGAGAAGUUCUCCCGACGGAAUACCAAAACACGUACUGUGUUAGUCAGGCGGGAAAGAACGCCUCCGCCGAGUGUAGUGGCAAUUACACAGAAGUUAUCCCAGCGUACGAAAGCAACUGGUGGAAGGAAAACACAAGCAGUCACUCAUUCACUCUGGCGAUUCCAGAGGACGGUUUUCCGGAGGAGGCAACGAAGAUUAUGGUUGGCUGCCAGAAAAAGACGAGUCAGCCCUCUAAGGAGAAAGGGGAACCUGCAACCGAGUCACCGACCGUCUGCAGCGUUGAUGUGACGAUUGAGGGUGUGGCAUCAGCCGCGUCCCUGUCUGGGGGCAUGGGUGGUGUGGUCUCUUCGGUUGUUUCCUUUCUGGCGCUGUUGACAUUUUCUGCUUGUGUGGUGUGA
Neospora caninum is the source of this 1155-nucleotide messenger RNA. RefSeq names its product srs domain-containing protein. The coding region runs from base 1 to 1155 and encodes 384 amino acids. NCBI's taxonomy places the organism in Eukaryota, Apicomplexa, Conoidasida, Eucoccidiorida, Sarcocystidae. The transcript has a single exon. Gene Ontology annotation, cellular component: membrane. The record is from RefSeq and is a predicted model, not a curated record.